AGUCAAAUGAGAUGAGGGAUCUCAGAAGACCUCGGCCGUACAACGAGACGAGAACCACCCAGACCGCCGCAACAUUCACACAUCGGGACAGACGGCUGUCAUCAGAUACUACACCCAGAAUACAUUCCAGGUAGAUUUGACAUCAUGGAAAGCGGAAAACUUCAGAAAUUAAAGGCGAAGAUGGCCGAAAUUUCGUCGCAAAUUGACGAGGCCGAUGAACGGAAAGCAUCUGCAAAGGCAGCCACGAUACAAGCCCAACAACGACUGGAGAAGGCUGAGGCAGAAAAUAUCAGCAUACAAAAGAGGAUUACGUUGCUCGAAAAAGAGUUGGAGGAUGUCAACCGACGCCAAGAGGCGAUCGCCGAGAAGUUACCCGAACAAGGAGAUGAGAAGAUGCAGCAGUUGAAAGAAGAAGUCAAGGAAGCGAGGACUGUCAUGGAGGAAAUUGGGGCCAGGCUUACAGAGGCCGGACAGAAACGUGUGGAGCUAACACGUGAUAUUGAAAGGACGACAGAGAAAUACGAGGUUUACGAGGGGCGUGCUCAGAUGUUGGAAGAAACGCUGAAGAACGGCCAAGGAAAGGGCGAGUUUUCAGUCGAAAUUGUGCGCAUGCAAGAGGAGAUAAAACUACUGGAGGCCAAGCUAAGGGAGAAACAGGGAGGAAUAUGGCUGCAACGGGAUUCUUCAUGGGUCGUGGACUCCACAGGCACACCGUGGGUCGACAACGGAGUGACAUACGAUGCCGCUAAAGCCUUGGAUGGAGACACUGGUACCUACUGGAACGUCAUAGAUACCGGGCAGAACCACAACAACUGGUACAUCGUGCUGGACAUCGCAGCGCCUCAAACUCUGACGCGCGUCGCAGUGAACAGCUACGGAGACACCACCCACGACAUCGCAGCCUUCAAGUUGCAAAGUUCUCAGGUUGGGAGUCCGUACAGCUGGGAGGACGUCGUGUCUGUCGAUAACGUGCAGGGAGGGACGGACCAGAGGCAAGUGUUCGGCGGGUUCCAGGGAACAGCGCGGUACUGGAGGUUCGUGGUCACCCGGACCCACGGGGGCUGGCAACCUUAUCUCAUUGAACUCAACCUCUUCAGCAUCUCGCCAGCAAGUGGCAAGUGAAAGUCUUCCACUGCGACAGUGUGGCAACUUUCAUUGACUUCGCCAAGGCUGCAGGACGCGUUUAUGUAGCAAAAAA
Molecule: messenger RNA, 1198 nt
Organism: Branchiostoma belcheri (Belcher's lancelet)
Lineage: Eukaryota; Metazoa; Chordata; Leptocardii; Amphioxiformes; Branchiostomatidae
Product: tropomyosin-1-like
Exons: 9
Coding region: 145-1122 (325 amino acids)
Source: RefSeq, a predicted model, not a curated record